AAAGGAAAAGGCAUAGUGAUAGAGCGAUUAGCCCCACAUUGCUCCCACCAAGUUACAACGAAAGUCACUUUCGUUUCGUAGCAGUCUGCAAUAGAAAUUCCAAGAUGAAACACCCAUGAAUAUUAAAUUCUCGAUUAAGAAAAUCAAUUGCCGUAUUGGAAAUGGAAAGUUCAGUCAAUCCAUCAUUCAUAAAUCAAACCACACCCUUUCUUCGUUCUUCUUCUUCUUCCAACGCGGAUUCCGUAUCCGUUAUUUUCUUAUAUACCCAUAAAACGCACAGACGGAAAUCAAACAACCCUUCUUUUGUAAAUUCAAACACUUGAAUUUCGUGUGUAUAUCGGAUGCCCACUAACUGUUUGUAGAAAUACUUGUAAAACUUUUUCUUUUUUCCGGGUGAAUAGCUUGUUACAUGGCGUCCGCGGCGAUAUUCUCGUCGUUGAGGAGGCCGCGAUCGCCGUCGCUGGACGCGUUCCUGGCGCCGGUGGAGGUGAGCAACGGCGCCGUUUUGGGGAUUCUACGCGCGAUUUCUGCGGAGCUGCUGGCGUCGUUUAAUAAAAAGACGCUCUUUUUCCAGGUAAAGAAUUGCCGGAAUUUAAUUCGGAAAAUUCAGGUGAUUUCUGUGUUGUUGGAUGCUUUCCACGAGGUGGGAUUCUUGGCAACAGCUUCGACAGUGUUUAUGUGCUUGAAGGAGUUGUACCUCCUGCUUUACAGGUCCAAACUCUUGAUUGAUUAUGUGAGGGGGUCGAGCAAAUUGUGGUUGUUGCUCCAGAACCAUUUUAUUUCUGGUAAUUUCCAUGAUUUGAAUCAGGAAAUCUCGACCCUUUUGGAUGUUUUCCCUUUGGGUGAGAUCGAUUUAUCUGAAGAUAUUAAGGAGCAUUUUGAAUUGUUGUGUAAGCAGUCGAGGAAGUCGAGAUUGUUCAUCGAUAAGCACGAUGAUUUGUUGAGGUUUAAGCUAUACCAUUUCUUAAAUGAAUUUGAGAGUGGAAGGAUUCCUGAGAGAGCUGCACUGCAUUCAUUUAUCGUGGAGAAAUUAAGGAUUUGUGAUGUGGAAAGUUGUAGAAAUGAGAUUGAGUUCUUGGAGGAGCAGACAGUGAAUCAUGAUGGUGAUAUUGAACCUACAGCCUCAGUUUUGAAUGGAUUUGUGGCUUUGAUUAGGUAUUGUAGGUUCUUGCUGUUUAGAUUCGAAGACGAAGGGGAAUUGGGAGAUUGGAAUCGUAAGAAGAUAAAGAAGGGAAUGAUCACUCAGGAAAUUGCAGAUGCAUUUAUCGCGAUCCCUAAGGAUUUCUGCUGCCCGGUGUCGUUGGAUUUGAUGAGGGAUCCGGUGAUCGUAUCCACGGGGCAAACAUACGAGCGUUCAUCCAUUGCAAGAUGGAUGCAGGAAGGGCACUGCACGUGCCCGAAGACAGGGCAGAUGCUUGUUCACACGAAGCUCGUGCCUAACCGUGCUCUCAGGAAUCUGAUCAUGCAAUGGUGUAUGGCGAAUGACAUACCCUAUGAUCCACCGGAGAACUCGGAUUACCCUUCCGAGUGUGCACUAGCUGCGUCCAUGAGCAACGCAGCCAUUGAAGCGACUAAAGUGACUGCUCAUCUGCUUGUCGAGCAGCUUGCUAACGGGACCCCAAGGGCCAAGACUGUCGCUGCCAUGGAGAUUAGGCUGCUCGCCAAGACAGGGAGGGAGAAUCGGGCUUGCAUUGCUGAGCUUGGCGCCGUUCCUCUUCUCAAACGGCUGCUUUCCUCCGAAGAUGUGUUGGCGCAAGAGAAUUCCGUCACUGCCAUCUUGAACCUGUCGAUAUAUGAUAAGAAUAAGCGCUUGAUCAUGGAGGUAGAAGGAUGUUUGGAAGCCAUUGUUGAGGUUUUGAGAUACGGCCACACCGUCGAGGCCAGGGAAAACGCUGCGGCCACUCUGUUCAGCCUCUCCGCUGUCCAUGAGUACAAGAAGGCGAUAGCUGACCAAGAAUGGGCCGUUGAAUCUCUGGCCGGACUCUUGAGAGAGGGAACGCCCAGGGGGAAAAAAGAUGCCGUCACAGCUCUCUUCAAUCUAUCAACACACAACGACAACUGCUCGAGAAUGAUAGAUUCAGGUGCAGUGACGGCGCUAGUGGAGGCACUGGAAUCCGAAGUUGUAUCCGAGGAAGCAGCAGGCGCGCUGGCUCUUAUAGUGCGUCAGCCGUUAGGGGCUGCAGCAGUGGCGUCCGAGGAAAUGGCAGUGGCGGGGCUCAUUGGCAUGAUGCGAUGGGGCACACCACGUGGUAAAGAGAACGUGGUGGCAGCAUUGCUCGAGCUGUGUAGGAGCGGUGGAGCAGCCGCGACUGAGAGGGUUCUGAAGGCUCCAGCUUUGGCCGGAUUGCUGCAGACGCUGCUCUUUACAGGGACGAAACGCGCUAGGAGAAAGGCUGCGUCGCUUGCUAGAGUCUUCCAGAGGUCCGAGAACGCGCAGUUGCAUUUGGGCGGAUUAGGCGUCGGAUAUGCCUUUGCUGGGAACUCAGGUGUGGCUAGAGAUGCAACUUUUGCUGCUGAUGUUUCCAUGCCUAUGUCCAUUUCUCUUCAUGUAUUAUAGUUUUCAUCACCUAUGAAUUGGUUGUGUUGUAUACCAGUUUUCUUUUCUGUGUAAUACUUGCAUCAAUUUUUUUGAUUCAAAUAUGAAUUAUAUCCUCAAGUUCAA
Salvia miltiorrhiza (redroot sage) is the source of this 2662-nucleotide messenger RNA. RefSeq names its product U-box domain-containing protein 17-like. Bases 410 to 2557 code for a protein of 715 amino acids. Gene Ontology annotation, molecular function: protein binding; ubiquitin-protein transferase activity. Gene Ontology annotation, cellular component: cytoplasm; nucleus. The transcript has a single exon. Lineage: Eukaryota; Viridiplantae; Streptophyta; Magnoliopsida; Lamiales; Lamiaceae. The record is from RefSeq and is a predicted model, not a curated record. Gene Ontology annotation, biological process: protein ubiquitination.